Messenger RNA from Phoenix dactylifera (date palm), 1399 nucleotides. Its product is annotated as chromatin remodeling protein EBS-like. Gene Ontology annotation, molecular function: chromatin binding. The record is from RefSeq and is a predicted model, not a curated record. Lineage: Eukaryota; Viridiplantae; Streptophyta; Magnoliopsida; Arecales; Arecaceae.
GUAAAUCCCAACCCGAUCUCAACCCAACCGAUCCCUCUGCCGGAAUCCUCUCUCUCUCUCUCUCUCGCUCUCGGCUCACCCUAGGGUUUGCGUUUCCCUCGCCACGGUCCUCACCUCUCUCUCUUUCUGUCUCUUGCCCUCGGAAACAACUCCAUUCGUCCUCCCGAGACCCAUCCCCUCAGUCAGAUAUCCCGGAGAGAACGGAAUCGAAAGCAUCUACUUAGCCAUUAAUACUACCGACGUCUAUCUCGCCCAUUCCCUCUAUUUCUUUCUUUCCAAAAACUUCACUCACCACACUACUUCACAGAGAUAGGGAUACAGAGAGGUUGGUUGGUGAUGGCGAAGACCAAGCCCGGCAAGAAGGACCUCGAUUCCUACAGCAUCAAAGGCACCAACAAGGUCGUCAAAGUGGGGGACUGCGUGCUAAUGAGGUCGUCGGACUCGGAGAAGCCGCCGUACGUGGCUCGGGUGGAGAAGAUAGAGGCGGACCACCGGAACAACGUGAGGGUGCGGGUGAGGUGGUACUACCGGCCGGAGGAGUCGAUCGGCGGGCGGCGUCAGUUCCACGGGGCGAAGGAGCUCUUCCUCUCCGACCACUACGACGUCCAGAGCGCCCAUACCAUUGAAGGAAAGUGCACCGUCCACUCCUUCAAGAAUUACACCAAGCUCGAGAAUGUCGGCGCCGAGGACUACUUCUGCCGCUUCGAGUACAAGGCCGCCACUGGGGGCUUCACCCCCGACCGCGUGGCAGUGUACUGCAAGUGCGAGAUGCCUUACAACCCCGACGACCUCAUGGUCCAGUGCGAGGGAUGCAAGGACUGGUUUCACCCGUCUUGUAUGGGCAUGACUAUUGAACAGGCAAAAAAAUUAGAUCACUUUCUCUGCUCAGAUUGUACCUCUGAAGAUGACGCUAAGAGAUCUGUGAAUGGCUAUCCUGCUUCACCAAUUUCAGAGCCUAAGGUUGAAUCCAAAAGGCGGAAGAGGUAACCGUUGAAGCUGUAGGGUCUUGCAUGAGGAGGUUGGCAAGAUAGUGGUGACAAAUUUGGCAGGUUAUUUAUCCAGCAAAUUCGAGACCCAAGAAACCAAGGAAAGGUCAUGCACAAGAAAGCAUAGGCCCAGGCAAAUAUUUUUAUCUUUUCAUGCAGCUUAAUCUAGAGAAUAAAGCUGUCGAAUGCAUCUAGAGUCCCUUCAAUCAGAAUGUUUCAUAAGAGGCUGUUGGAAUUAUCAAACUUUUCAUCAGUUUUGUUGCCAAAACGGCUCUUGCUGUUAAGCUUACAUAAUGUGGACAGGGGCUCGCAUUGGAGUGCUUCUGACCGUUUCAUCUUUUUCCAACCAAAUGCGAUACGGUUUGAGGUGGCGAGCUGGUCUUUUUGAGGCCAAGCUUGGUCUAUUUGAGGCA